Molecule: messenger RNA, 525 nt
Organism: Chenopodium quinoa (quinoa)
Lineage: Eukaryota; Viridiplantae; Streptophyta; Magnoliopsida; Caryophyllales; Amaranthaceae
Exons: 2
Coding region: 1-525 (174 amino acids)
Source: RefSeq, a predicted model, not a curated record
AUGGUCGUAAGUGACAAGAAAUUCAAUGAGGUGAUGACUCAUAAUAAGAUGCUAGAAAACCAAAUUUCUCAACAUGCCAAUGCUUUGAAAGACCAUGCUAGUCCUUCUUCUUUACCUUCCCAAGGCUUAGAUCCCAAGAUACCCGUGAAUGAUAUUAUUAAAAGAAGUGGUAAGGUUCUUGAGGAGAGUUUUCCUAGGAAGAGUGGAACUAAGGAGGCCUUGGUAGAGGAUGAGAGAAAUAGUGCAUCUUUGAGUGAGGUUGUGAUUGAGACACCUAGAGAGCAACUUCAUCUUUCUCUACCUUUUACCGAAGUUGUUACCCAAAUGCCCAACUAUGCAAUAUUUCUCAAAGACAUUUUGAGUGGUAGGAGGUCUUGUGAUGUGGUGGAGACGGUCAACUUGACCGAGAAUUGUAGUGCAAUUAUAAUGAACAAGAUGCCACCCAAGUUGAAAGAUCCCGGAAACUUCUCUAUCCCUUGUGCCAUUAACAAGAUGCAAAUUGAUAAUGCCUUAUGUGACUUAUGA